GCUAACAUGCCCCAACACAGACCCGCCUGUCAACCCAUGUUCGCAGAGGCAAUGGGACGAACCUCUCUGUCGUCUAACAAGGGACCGCCUUCUAGAGACGGCUCUUGAUUCGACAGAUCGGGCUCGCCUCCUCGCUACUGCGGAAUGGGAGUCGGGUCUGUGGCUGCAGACACUACCAUCCAUCACAAUAGGUACAUUGCUGGACAAUACCACAUUCCGGUUGGCUACCUGCCUCAGAAUAGGGGCAUCAACAAAUGUGCCCCAUCGGUGUCAGUGCGGAGUUAUGGUGGAUAAUCUUGGCCACCACGGCCUUUCAUGCAGCCGAAGUGCUGGGAGAAUUCCUCGCCACGCCAGCCUCAACGAUGUCAUCCGGAGGGCCCUUGUUAGUGCAAAAGUGCCGGCCGUCCUCGAACCCAAUGGACUGGCUAGGGUUGACGGCAAGAGGCCUGACGGAAUGACGCUGGUGCCUUGGAGUAUGGGUCGGCCGCUUGUCUGGGAUGCUACUUGUGUAGAUACCCUGGCGCCGUCCCAUGUUCCAGGCACCAAAGUUGGUGCUGGGGCGGCUGCAUCAUUGGCUGAAGACCUCAAGCGUCGCAAGUAUGUCACCCUCGGCAGUAGUUACAUAUUUGCGGCGUUUGGGGUCGAAACCAUGGGGCCGUGGGGGCCAAGUGCGCGUUGCCUCUACAAGGAGCUAUCUAAGCGCCUUAUAGACGCUUCUGGUGACCAGAGGGCUGGUCAAUACCUUGCUCAGCGGAUCAGCAUUGCUAUCCAGCGGGGCAAUGCGGCCAGCCUUCUGGGCACCUUACCCAACGAGCAAGACCUGGGCCAAAUAUUUUAUUUAUAAGUUUUAUUGUAAGUUU
Molecule: messenger RNA, 860 nt
Organism: Leguminivora glycinivorella
Lineage: Eukaryota; Metazoa; Arthropoda; Insecta; Lepidoptera; Tortricidae
Exons: 2
Coding region: 284-844 (186 amino acids)
Source: RefSeq, a predicted model, not a curated record